Molecule: messenger RNA, 10620 nt
Organism: Besnoitia besnoiti
Lineage: Eukaryota; Apicomplexa; Conoidasida; Eucoccidiorida; Sarcocystidae
Exons: 40
Coding region: 1-10620 (3539 amino acids)
Biological process (GO): fatty acid biosynthetic process
Molecular function (GO): ATP binding; metal ion binding; acetyl-CoA carboxylase activity
Source: RefSeq, a predicted model, not a curated record
AUGGCCGUCAGGGGAGGGGCGGCGGGGAGCCGCGCCGUCCGGGCGGGCCGCGCGGCGCGCGGCGCGCAGCCCCCGGCGGUGCCAAACGCCCAGAACCUGGAGAAUAAGCUCGAACGCCAGGCUGUCGCGGCUGCCUCACAGGGCGGAGACACGGAGUCGCCGCGCACGAUGGACUCGCCGUCUGUGGCUGAGACUGGAGAACGUGCUACGCAUACCUCCGAGCCUUCGCUCCCAGCGACUGAGAGCGGAGACACCGAGGGCGGAGACGGCAGUGCGGCGCACACGAAGCGGGAAGCGACCGCCUGCGGCUUCAGGGACGAGGCCCCCGCCACCGCUGCCGACAACCGGUCAGAAGGAGAGGGAGACCGCAGCGAGGAGGCGCCUCCGGGCUCGAGCCAAAAGGCGGGAUGGGUGGCAACGCCGGGCAAACUGACUGAAGACGAAAGCGAAGAAGAAGAAGACGCCCUUGCUGCCUUCGUCAAACGCAUGGGCGGCACAAAUGUGAUCCGACGAAUUCUUAUCGCAAACAACGGAAAUGCGGCCGUUCGGUGCAUCCGGAGUAUGCGCCACUGGGCCUAUGAAGCCCUAGGUGACAGCAAGGCGCUUGAAUUCGUCGUCAUGGCGACGGCAGACGAUAUCGAUGCAAAUGCGGAGUUCAUUGCGGAGGCCGACUUCUACGUUGAGGUCCCACCCGGGCCCAACUCGAACAACUACGCCAACCUACACCUCAUCGUCCAGACUGCGGAGACCUACGAGUGCGACGCCGUUUGGCCGGGCUGGGGGCAUGCGUCCGAAAACCACCGGUUGCCAGCGAUUCUGCGGAGUUUGAAGAGAAAGACGAUUUGGAUCGGCCCGAGUCCGCAAGCGAUGCUCGCGCUGGGAGACAAAAUUGGGUCGUCAAUCAUCGCGCAGUCGGUGAACGUCCCCUGCGUGCCUUGGUCAGGCAUGGACGUCACAGUGGAUCUCUCGCAGGUCGACCCCGCCAGAGGCCUCUCUCAACACACGCUGGACGCUGCCUGUGUGCAGUCCGCGAAAGAUGUGCUGGACUGCUGCGAGAAGAUCGGGUACCCGGUGAUGAUCAAGGCGAGCGAGGGGGGCGGCGGUAAGGGCAUCCGCCGCGUGGUGGCGGCGGAGGAAGUCGUGGACGCGUACCGGCAAGUUGUUAAUGAAGUCAAAGGCUCUCCUGUCUUCGUCAUGCGCAUGGUGUCCGAGUGCAGACAUCUCGAAGUUCAGCUGCUUGCGGACAGGUCGGGGCGCUGCGUCUCGCUCGGCAGCCGCGACUGUUCCAUCCAGCGCCGCUGCCAAAAAAUCAUCGAAGAAGGGCCUGUUGUUGCAGCCCCGCGCGAGGUCGUUCGGCAGAUGGAAGAGGCAGCGUGCCGCAUGGCCAUGGCGGUGGGCUACGAGAACGCUGGGACCUGCGAGUUUCUGUACGACCCGAAAUCUCAAGAGUUUUAUUUCCUCGAGGUGAACGCCAGAUUACAAGUCGAACACGUGGUCUCCGAGUGUGUGGGUGACUUCAAUCUGCCGGCCGCGCAACUGCAGGUUGCGAUGGGGAUUCUCUUGGAGGACAUUCCCGACAUCAAGGCCUACCUCGACGGCGCGGCGGCGCAGAAGCCGAUCGGGAACCACGUCAUUGCCUCGCGCAUCACCGCAGAAUAUGCCGAAGAAUCCUUCCGUCCCACCGUGGGACUGGUUCACGAACUGACGUUCCGGCCUUCGCGGUUCGUCUGGGGCUACUUCUCGAUUGGAAGCAAGGGUAACAUUCAUCCCUUCAACGACGCACAGUUCGGUCACCUCUUCGCGCAAGGCAAGGAUCGGCGAGAGGCCGUCAAGCAUAUGGUGCUGGCCCUCAAGGAUAUGACCAUCCGCGGAGAGCUGCGAACGAACGUCGAGGCACUCAUCAAGAUUCUUGAGCAUCCCGAUUUCAUGGCCAACGAGACGCACACGACGUGGCUCGAGCAGAAAGUGAAUUUCUCCAGCGACAGCAACGACGUGUCUCCAGUCCUGCUUCUCGGGGUCCUCCUCGCCGCUGUCUUCGAGUCCUACACGCACUUUCGAGAGUCUGAGGAGGAAUUUGUCAAGCGAGUCGAGCAGGGGCAGCUGCCACCUUCGAUUUCGGUUUCGUACGAGAGCUGUCUGGUGUACCGGGCAACCAAGUUCACGCUGCAGUGCACCUACGGCGGACAGAACACAGUCGUCGUGGCGCUGAACGACAGCAGCACUUCUGUGCACAUUCGCCGCAUCACGUCAGCGGGCGCCGGCGGCCCGGGCGCUGAGCAGCGCGACGGAGGCUUCCUCGUCCGCGGCGGCAUCGACGGCAAGAGCCGAAAAGUCUACUACAAGGAAGACAGCACCGGACUGCGCGUCAGCUUCGACGGAACUACUUACACCUUCACUAAGGAAAGCGACCCGACGCAGGUGCGCCCGCCCGUAAGCGGAAAACUGGUUCGCUGGCUCGUGGGCAACGAGCAGAACGUGGUGAAGGGGCAGUCGUACGCGGAGAUUGAAAUCAUGAAGAUGUAUAUGCAGCUGCACGUCGAAGAGAGUGGCAAGCUCAUGCAUGCCAUGUCCGAGGGAGCCGUAUUUCAGGCAGGUGAUUUGCUGGCGACGCUCGAGUUGCCUCCGGGGGUCGUCGUGCCGAAAGCCACGCCGUUCAAAGGAACGUUCCCUUCCUCGUCAGCGUUUUCCGCGUCGGAGGAGAGUGAAAAGGCGCGCGAGAGGCAGGCGAAGCUUGAGCAGCAGCGCGAGGCGCACCAGCGGCGCCAGCGCAUGCUGAACCCGCUGCCGGCCUACAGAUCCUGCCGCGAGCAGCUUAUGAACGCGCUGAACGGCUACCAGAUUCGUCAAGAAGACGAAGAUGAGGCCGUCGCCCGCUUCUUCGAGUGCAUCCUCAACCCCAUGCUACCCAUCUCUGAAGUCAAGGAGGUCCUCUCCGUCAUAGACUCUCAGCUUCCGGAGCCGCUGACAUCGCGCCUGCGCAGCAUUUUGGCGGACGCAGAGGCGCGGGCCGUAGCGGCCUUUGGCCUCGAAGAAGAAGAGCAGUACCGGCACCUCACGCCGCGCGCGUGCAGCUCGCAGGCGUCUCAGCGCUCGCCGUCGACUGCGCCGUCGAGGUGCGAGACGGCGAGAGGAAGUAGAGAGGAGGCGCGAGGGAGGGGCCUGCCCGGCGACGGCCGGCCUGCAGGCGAGGAGACGACGCCGGGGACGUCAGAGCGAGACGGUGCUCCAGUGCGCAAGGCGCCCCGACGGGAGAAGAGCCCUGCGAGCUCGGGAGAGCGGAAGACCAAAGGAGGGAAGGCAAAGUACCUCUCUCCUGCGCGUCUCUCGCCCUUCGUCUUCUCGCUGCCGCCCUUCGCUCUCGAGCUCCCUGUGGAGGAGUGCUUCGCCGCCAUCGAGGCGCAGCUUGCGCUGCAGGCGGGGCGGGUCCCCGUUGGAGCCCAAGGAGCCGGUGCGGCUGUCUCCGCCGGAGGAGACCCUAGGCCCGCCACGGCGGAGGCGAGACCGGACGCGGAGGACGCAGAGGCGGGAGGCAGCGAACACACCGCACCGUCCACGCCGGUCGUGGCUGCAGAGUAUGUCGGUGUGUCGGUGACGCGGGCGCAGUUGCAGCCUCUGUUUGAGUGCCUCAAAAAGUAUGAACGCGGCCUCAUCAUGGCCGCUGCGAAGGACAUCUCCCGAGUCCUCGAAAAGUAUCUCGAGGUCGAGGAACUCUUCGAAAACAGCCGCGAGAACGCUGCGAAGAGUAUUUCGAUGAAGAGGACGGAGGUUGACUCUGCUGCUUUGGCGUCCCUCCAAAGAAGCCACCAGGCGCUCAAAAGGAAAAAUCGCCUGCUCGGCCGCGUCUUUGAGUUCAUUCGGAAAUGCCCAGUUUGGCAAUCGCCGGUCUUUCUUCAGCGAUACAUGCGUUCGUACUCGCAUUUUAUGGAGUCCCUCCCGCACCUGCACGACUGCCUCCAGCGACUGUCGAGCUUGGGCGGCGGCUCGCCCGAAUAUGCAGGCGUGUCUCUGCCGGCACGGCAACUGAUGUUGAUCAAGCGACGCAAGCCGCUCGAGGAGCAAGUUCGCUACGUCGUCCACCGCAUCUCGCAUCUUUCGAACUCUGGAAUCUUCGGCUCCAGCCCAACCGCCGCCCCGGUCUCCUCCUCGACCUCCGCAGCGGCGGCGGCGGCAGCUGCUGCCGUCGCCGCCUCCGCCGCCGCCGCUGCAGCUGCCGCCGCCAGUGCCGCUGCAGCCGCGGCGAACGCCACUGCGGCGGGCUCGGGCCCCGGCGCAGGGGCCCUCGGCCACGGGCCCAUCGCGGGGGCAGGGCCCGGAGGGGCGUCCAGGGCCGGGGCCGGCGGCGCGACCGCGGGCGUGCAUUCGGUGGGCGCGUGCCGGAGCCGCCUCGCCGUUGCGGCGGCGGCCGCCGCGGCCGCGACGGCCGCAGUGGCGAACCUGAGCGGGCCGCCGUCGCCUGUUCUUCUGCCUGUCGGGCCCGGAGGUGGCGGCGCGGGGACGCCCAGGGUUGGCGGCCAGCCUUUGCGCCUUUCGGGUAGCGGGACGAGCCCCGUCGCCGGCGGCGGGUGUUUCUUCGGCAGUCUCGACGAGCUCCUUUGGGAUUUUCACGGCUGUCCCGACAACGUGCUGAUGUGUCUCUUCGUGCAUCCGAACGACGAACUCAAGCGCUUCGCCCUGCAGCUCUAUAUCAGCCGCCGCUAUGGGCGUCACGGGCUCCACGAGAUGCGGAUUCACACUGCUGGCGAGAUUUGGGAGGGCGCGUACGCGCUGUUGGACACGUUGAGCCAGGGCAAGACGCCGCCAGCGAUGCCGGCUUUGCCUUCCUCAGUGACGGACUUCUUGUCUGUUGGGCACGGGUGCUCGCCAGCGUCGAACGACGCUCACUUUCCUCCUCUUCUCAACCAUGUUCACUCGCACAGUCACGCCACGACGCACGCCCACAGCGGGACCCCGCUUUCGCUCGGGAAUUUGGACUCGGAAGGCGAAAACCCGGCGUUCCACCCGUCCUCGUCGCUCGACCCCUGGAACCUCUGGGGCGGGCCUGAGGUCUACGUGCAGCGCGCAAACCCGCUGCUGGCGGUGUGGACUCACCACGCGGCGCUGACGCAGGAAUUUCUCAGCGAGACCCUGGACCAAAUAAAACCCGCGCCUCCCUCCGUGAGCGGCGGCGUAGCGAGCCCUCCACCCGUGUCGAGAGCGGCGACAUCGGCCGCGGUGUCGACCGCCUGCCUCGCCGCCGCUCCAGAAGCCGAGAGAGGCGAUCUCAAGAACAUGGUUUCUGCCUGCGCAUGCGCUGGCGGCCCGGUGAGCGGCGCAGAUGGCGUGCGGCGGCCUUCAGCGGGGCUGCGCGACCACGACGAGGCAGUCCGCCGGGAGCCUUCAGAGCUCGCGGCGACGUUGUUUCGUCGGGUCUCUUCUAGCGCCGAUCUCGGGACUUUCCCGUUUGCAGCGUACGCGGCCUCUGGCAAAGAAAAGUGCCGCGAGCGCGCCCCAGGUCCCACGUCUUUCUUCUGCCACUCCAAGUCUUCUCUUUACUCUCCCUCCUCCGCGACGGCCGGGCCGCAGUCGGCGAGCGCGGCUUUCUCCGCGAGCGCCUUAGCGCCCAUGUCUUCUGGGCAGUCGCUGCCGGCUGGGCGCCCGUCUUCCUGCCCUGCGUCGUCGUCCAGCUCGGCGCUUUCUUGCUCGUCUGCGUCCGCCGCCUCUUCGGCGUGGUCUUCGGCAGCCGCCCGGCGCGUCUCUGCCUCGUCGUCAUUCUCCUUGUCCCCGACUGAGCGGAGCGAGGGGCGACCCUUCGAAGACGCCGAGGGCGUCGACGGGGGCGAAGUCUGGGAGGCACUGGGCAGCGCCAGCAAGAGCCGCCUCCGCCAUAUUUUGACUUGCUUCGGCGGCGGCGAGAACGACGAGACCGGACGCAUCGCGCGCUCGCAGCAGACCGUCGCGAUGGUCUUCGACGGCAUCCAAACGCUUGAAAACGACUUCGGCGAUCGCCUGCUCGAAUACCGGCGCAUCAGCCGCGCGAUGCCGCCACCGCCGCCAACGGUCGACGGAAAGAUUUUGCAGCUUUUCAUCCUCGACAUCGCAGACCCCUCGAAUGCGGCUGCGAAUAAAGAGGCCCAGUGUUGUGCGGUGAUUGGGCACCUGCUGAACGAGACGGCGUCAAUCCUGCAGAGUUGCAACCUGAAUUUGGUCGCCGUCGUGCUGUUGUCUUCUUCGUCCCCGGUCUUCCCCUCUGCGGCGCGCACCGGCUCCGCGUCGUAUUCGCCGGCUUCUCCGUCCGCUGCGGGGGUCUCGGCUGGGGCCUGCGUGUCUCAGCCAGCGCCUCCUGCGGUGAUUUCGGACUCACUGGUCGACGGAGGCUUUGGCAGCAGUGCCGCGAUCCCGUCGUUGCCCGCACGGUCCGCGGGCCUGUCGGACUUUCUGCGGGCGCACUUCUCGGAGAGCCCCGACGAGAAUUCGAGCGAGACUGAGACGCCGCGAUUCUUCUACUUCCGCAAUGUCUACCGCCUGCCCACUCCUGCCGUCCUCGCCGCCUCUGCCGCCUGCAGGCAUCUCUCUGUCUCGCAGUCGCCGAGCCGUCCGAACUCGACGAGCUCGACCCCGUCGCGGUCCUCGUCCCCUGCCCCCCCGGAGCGCAGCCGCGCCGCCGGUGAAGACGGGAAAGCUCGACUUGAGUCCGCAGUAGCGGCGUCCACUGCCCUCCCCGCGUUGCCUCCGGUGCCCUUGGGUUCCUCGCAGGCCCCGUCUGUGGGGUCGUCCUCUUCGGGAGCUCUUCACGAGGAGGAGUCGCGGGCGGGAGGCGCGCACGAAGGCCACGCUGCGGGCGGCGAGAUGGUCGCCGCCUGCCGCGCGGCCCCGGCGCGUCCGCCGCCGAGCUCGCUCGCGACGCUUUCGCGUUCCUCCUCGGUUGUCGUCCCCACGUUGCGGUGUUUUGAGGAGGAAGACUUGAUCAGGAACACUUCGCACGCGCAGUUCGGGCUGCUCGAGCUCUCGCGCUUCCUGCCCCACUUCCAGGUGCGGCUCAUCCCGACUUCUGUCCCCGACGUCCACGUCUUCAAAGCUGUUCCCAAGGCCACCGGCGCCGCCCCGUGCCCCGGGCUCCCGACCGCGGUCCCCGGCGGGGCGAGUCGCGCGGGCCCGCCGGUGCCCAAGCCCGCUCGCGGCGCCGCGGCAGCCGGUGAGAUCCGCAGCACGUCCGGCGGCCACGCGGGGCGGGAGACGCCUCUCCUUGGAAGCGAGAAGGAGAAAAAGCCUGCACCGACGACGGAGGCCAGCGGGACAAGGCCCUCGGCGUCGCAUCAGAGUCGCGCGGGGGGCGGGAGUCGGUAUUUCGUGCGCGUCCUGGUCACAGUCUUGACGGGACACUCGUGGGCGGCCCAGAAGAGCAUGGGAGGGGCAGCCGGCGGGGCGGGCAAAGGCCUGCGGGAGCGUGAGGCUGUGGAGAAGGACGACCUCGACGAUAUUCUCUCGGAGCAAGAGCGGCGCUUCGUCUGCGGUCUGAACGCGCUCGAAGUGGCCUGCAAGUCCGGUGACGUCGACGCGAUGGCGGGGAACCACCUUCUCUUGUCGACCUCGAUUCUCUUCCCGGCCUCGGCAGGCGCCCCCGCGGGAUGCAUCGGCCUCAGCAGAAGCAGCUGCUCGGCUGCCUCGGGCGCCGGCGCGGCCACAGGCGAAGGGACUGGAGCCCAAAUGUGCAGCGGCGCGCCGACCGCGGUCGUCCAUCGCGUGUCGCCUGGAGCCCUCGAAGCGGCCGCGCGGAAGUUGAUGAACCAGUACGAGCGCCGCCUCGCGAAAAUGAACGUAAAGAAAGUCGAGCUCCGAUACAUGCAGAGAGGCAUCGCAGGAAGCGAGUGCCCCUGCGUGCCCUUCCGGCUGGUCGUUGACAAUCCAACGGGGCAGUCGCUGCGGAUUCGCAAGUUCCUCGAAGUCACAAACCCGACUACGGGCGAACAGGUCUUCUCUGCGCUUGACAACCGCGGCGCAUUCUCGCUGAGCGGCGCAAGCUCGGGAGUCUCCUCUCUCUACUCCUCGCUCCCUUCCUUCUCCUGCCGCGGCGCGGCCUCCACAGCUGCAUUCUGCGGGGCUCCGCGGCACAUCUCCUCCGUGAAACUGGGCGACGACAGCGACUUCGACGGCCGCCCAGUUAACGUGCCGCAUCCGCUCCCGAGUGCGCUCGACGUGCGGCGCGCCCAAGCCUUCACCGUCUCCACGGUGUUUAUCUACGACUUCCUGGAUCUCUUCGAAGAGGCGAUUCGGAAGCAGUGGCGGACGUGCCCUAAGUAUUUCCUCCCCGCGCUGGUUGAAAACAACGCCUCGGUGGGCGGCAGUCGCGGCACUCCCGGAUACAGCCCGAACGCGGACAGCAGCACGGCAAACUCGUUUCAUCCUGAGAGAGUGUUUGAAGCGACGGAGCUGAGGCUGACGCGGAAGGGCGAGCUGGAAGAAGUUCAGCGCGAAAAGGGACUUAACGAGUGCGGCAUGGUGGCCUGGCGCGUGACCAUGUACACGCCCGAGUUCCCCAAGGGCCGGCGUGUGAUUUUGAUAGGGAAUGACGUAACGUAUCAAAUGGGGACCUUCGGCGUGACCGAGGAUCUCCUCUUUCAGCGCGCGUCUGAAAUCGCGCGAAAAGAGGGCAUCCCCCGCAUCUACAUCGCGGUGAACAGUGGCGCGCGUAUGGGCCUGGCGAACGAAGUCCUUAAGCUCUUCCGCGUGGAGUGGAUCGAUGAGGCGCAGCCGCACCGGGGCUUCAAAUACCUCUACGUCACAGAAAAAGAUUACCAGCAGCUGAUGCAGACUGACUCCAUCGUCGCCGAACCGGUUCAGCACCCGGUCGAGGGAAAGGUCUACAAAAUCACGACGAUUGUCGGCGCCCAGAUCGGCCUCGGCGUGGAGAACCUCUGCGGAAGCGGUGCGAUCGCGGGAGAGACGGCGAGGGCGUACAAAAGCACCUUCACGAUUACGUUCUGCUCAGGCCGCUCCGUCGGGAUCGGCGCCUACUUGACGCGCCUUGGCCAGCGUGUGAUUCAGAAAUCGGUGAACGCGCCGCUGUUGCUCACGGGCUAUCAGGCGCUCAAUCGUUUGAUUGGUCGGGACGUCUACUCUUCGAACGACGAGAUCGGCGGCAUCGACGUCAUGCACAAGAAUGGCAUAACCCAUCUAACUGUCAAAGACGACAUCGAGGGCUGCGAGGCGAUUCUCGACUGGCUGUCGUACGUGCCGGAGCACCGCGAAGGCCCGUUGCCCAUCAUGGUGGAUCCAACAGACCCGGUCUCGAGGCCAGUCGCCUACAAGCCUGCGCGCGCCACUGAGGACCCGCGCUUGAUGUUUACGGGGUGCAUCGAUCCGCAGGGGUCGUGGCUGGGCGGCGUCUUCGACAGAGGCUCGUAUCGAGAAGCGAUGGCGGACUGGGCGCGGUCGGUUAUUAUAGGGCGUGCGCGUCUCGGCGGAAUUCCCGUCGGCAUCGUCGCCGUUGAGACCCGCGUAACAGAGGCCAAACAGCCGGCGGAUCCCGCGAUGCCGCACACGUCGGAGAUUCUCCUCACCCGCGCAGGUCAAGUCUGGUUUCCCGACAGCGCGUACAAAACGGCGCAGGCGAUCUGGGACUUCAACCAGGAGGAGCUGCCGCUCUUCAUUUUCGCGAACUGGCGCGGCUUCUCAGGCGGCCAGCGGGACAUGUUCAACGAGGUGCUGAAGUUCGGAGCCUACAUCGUCGACGCGCUUGUGGGCUACAAGCAGCCCUGCUUCGUUUACAUUCCUCCAAAAGGGGAGCUGCGCGGAGGCUCGUGGGUGGUAGUAGACAGCCGCUUGAACGCAGAGCACAUGGAGAUGUACGCAGACAUCGAGAGUCGCGGAGGAGUGAUGGAGCCCAGCGGCACGGUCGAGAUCAAAUUCCGCGACAAAAUGCUCAUCGAGACCAUGCGGCGCCUCGAUCGCGUGACGAAGCAGCUCGAACAGGAAGAUGCGCUGCUGGCCAGUGAAGGCCUUCCCAUCGACGACCCACGUCGCCAGGAGAUCAAGGAGAAGAAGGAGAAACGGAUCCAAGAUCUUUUGCCGGUCUACAAGCAGGUGGCUAUCCACUUUGCUGACAUGCAUGACACGGCCAUUCGUAUGAAGAAGCGCGACGCGGUGCACGACGUCGUCACUUGGGAGAAGAGCAGGAAUUACUUUUAUUGGCGCCUGCGCAGGCAGCUGAUUCUCUUCAAUCUGCGGAAGGAAAUCACGAUAGCUGAUCCGACGUUGAGUCUCAUUCAGGCGCAGAACCUCGUGUUCAAGUGGGCCGAUGAGGCAGGGCACAACGUCGAAGGGAACUACCAAUUUGUCCAGUGGGCCUGCCACAGCAUCUCUUUCUUUGCGGGCAAACUCGCGGCCCUUCGCGCGGCACACCAAAUGCGGAAUCUCCAGAGCUUCGCACACGAUAACCCGACGGCAUUCUUGGAAAUUCUUCGGCGCCUAGAUCCAAACCUUUACCGCCAUCUCGAGCUUGUUGGAGCGGUUUCCGAGCAAACGCAAAACAGCACCAGCACGCAGAGGUCGAUGGCCGCGCUCUCUUUGAUUACAAAGCCAAAUGCCCCAGGGGAAAGCUCGAGUGAGGCUGCGGAUAUCCUUCCAGCGAGUCACCUUCACUGA